Messenger RNA from Clupea harengus (Atlantic herring), 740 nucleotides. It is a transcript of the gene cox5b2, whose product is annotated as cytochrome c oxidase subunit 5B2. Gene Ontology annotation, cellular component: respiratory chain complex IV; mitochondrial envelope. Gene Ontology annotation, biological process: mitochondrial electron transport, cytochrome c to oxygen. The record is from RefSeq and is a predicted model, not a curated record. NCBI's taxonomy places the organism in Eukaryota, Metazoa, Chordata, Actinopteri, Clupeiformes, Clupeidae.
UGGUCAGCUGUACGUCAGUCAUUCACUGCGCAGGCGAGACACCAGGUCAUUUCAGUACAGCGGGCUGUCUCAGGUCAUACGGUUGGAAGUGAAAGUACAGUUGUCGCUAAAAUGGCUUGCCGAAUUCUCCUCCGAACUUGCAAAACUAUACAAUUAGUCAGACUUAAUGUUCCGAUGAGACUGCCACAACGGGCGCUGGCCACAGGAACGGGAAUACCAACAGAUGAUGAGCAGGCGGCCGGUCUGGAGAGGCGCAUUUUGCAGGCGCUAAAGAAGGGAAAGGACCCUUACAGCAUCCUGAAACCAAAACAGUAUGCUGGUACAAAAGAGGACCCUCACAUUGUCCCCGGCGUAGGAGAGAAGCGUAUGGUCGGCUGUCUUUGUGAGGAGGACAACACGGCCAUCGUGUGGUUCUGGCUCCACAAGGGGAACCCUGAGCGCUGUCCCUCCUGUGGCUCCCACUAUAAGCUGAUCCCCCAUGAGCUGCCUCAUUAGCAGGUGUCCGAGCUCCGACUACUACUUCCUGGACCACACUAGCCCGAGGGACACUCCCUACUCUGACGGUGUCCAUUGUAAAAGAAUGUGCACAUACAGAGUACUUCUUUACUUGUAAUGCUACACAGGGACGUCUUUAUGGUCAUUUAUGUCGUUAGGCCUCUGCGUAUUGAAACAUUUGUGUUCUUACAAAGACAGUUAUAUCUGCCUCUGUAUUAACAGUAAAUAAAAUGAAUAUUACAAUU